This is a messenger RNA of Drosophila albomicans, 837 nucleotides long. It is a transcript of the gene Naa20B, whose product is annotated as N-alpha-acetyltransferase 20. Gene Ontology annotation, biological process: N-terminal peptidyl-methionine acetylation. Lineage: Eukaryota; Metazoa; Arthropoda; Insecta; Diptera; Drosophilidae. The transcript has a single exon. Gene Ontology annotation, cellular component: NatB complex. The record is from RefSeq and is a predicted model, not a curated record. Gene Ontology annotation, molecular function: protein-N-terminal amino-acid acetyltransferase activity. Bases 127 to 750 code for a protein of 207 amino acids.
UUCAUAUACUUGACGUCAGCUCGAAUAGCCUUUUAAAUUCUUAUCAAUAAAAACUUCAGAGGUUACGUAGGCUCUAAGAACAAUUGUAAUCAAAUUUUAUACUUGGUGCAUCGUUGUGUAUUAACUAUGACAGCCAUUCGUGAGUUUGCGUUACAGGAUCUAUUUAAAUUUAAUCGCAUUGUCUUUGAUCAACUGACCGAAGUUUACUCACUUGAAUUUUUUUUAAAUAAAUUUCUGAAAUAUCCAUUUUUGUCUGAAGUGGCCACUGCACCUGACGGACAGAUCAUGGGAUUUCUAAUCGGUUGUCGUAUCAUUGACAGUGAUAAUCGAGUCGGCGACACAAAGCAUUUUGAUUUCAAUAAUAACCAUGGUCAUGUCAGUGUUCUCUCCAUUGAUCAUAGGUAUCGUUGCUUGGGACUGGGGACAAUUUUAAUGAACUUGUUUAAAGCCAAGCUGGACCUCAAAAACGAUUUGUUCGUGGAUCUCUAUGUGCGUAGACGAAAUGCUCAAGCUGUUCGACUUUACAUGUCCUUGGGCUUUGCUAUCUGGCGUGAGCUACCUCGUUACUAUAGGGAUGACAUCGGCUAUGAAAUGAGAUUGCCGCUGACUCGAGAUGUGAAUCGCAAGUGCUUAAAUCAGCCGAAAUCAAAACUGGGCAAUCUCUAUUCUAUUGGACAUCAGUUACUAGAAAUGCCGAUGAACUAUCUGGUUAGACUUAUGAAUGCCCUAUGUAGCCUUAUGAUGAAAUGACAAUAUGUAUUGAAAAUUCGAUGAAAUUCAUGAACAUUACAUAAAUAAUAUUCACUCGUUUGAAAUGAUCAAAAUCUUAUUGUUAAA